Molecule: messenger RNA, 2304 nt
Organism: Acanthamoeba castellanii str. Neff
Lineage: Eukaryota; Discosea; Longamoebia; Acanthamoebidae
Exons: 7
Coding region: 1-2304 (767 amino acids)
Biological process (GO): telomere maintenance via telomerase
Cellular component (GO): telomerase catalytic core complex
Molecular function (GO): telomeric repeat DNA binding; telomerase RNA binding
Source: RefSeq, a predicted model, not a curated record
AUGGAGCGGAAGAGGAAGAGGCCGCCCGAUGAGGAGGGUAAGUGUGAGGGGCGCCCUGCCGCGGCACUGCCCAAGCACAAGAGGAAGCGAGUGGACCAAGCUGCGCAGGCUGCAAAGCCUCCAAGGCUGGAUCAAUCCUCCUCAUCUUCCUCGAGCAGCAACAAUACAAACAGCACGCGCAACAGUGCCAACCAAAGGCGAAAGAAGAAGAGAUCAAACCGAGUGCGGCACGACGUGCUCCAGAGCGUCUUCCCAUCAUGCCAGACGCUGCACCAGUUUCUGCUGCGGUUCAAGGACCAGGCGGGCGCUCGGCCCUUCCUUCUGGCCACCGACACGCCGGCCUAUCGCAACCUUGUGACCAAGGCCGUCGUGGCGGUGCCAGCCAACGCUCCACCGCUGCCCGUGGCGCCGUCGAUGGAGUCCAGAUUCAGAAUUGAAGACAUCGUGCUUCGCGUUGUACAAACCCUGUGCAGGGCGGAGUCUCGCCAUCUCCUGGCCAAAGGCUAUCGCAAGAUCACCGGCCCGUCGCUGUGGCUCUCCGGCUCGGGGUCGAUGAUGGAGGAGGGCAGCGAGCUGCAGCAGCAGGAGCUGUGGUCGCGCAAGGAUCGCUACCUGACCCUGCCCUCCUACGCCUCCCGCGCUCACCGCCGGCGCAGAAAGAUCGAGAUCUUCGAUCUGCUAUCGGCCCACGGCAAGCGCGGAUCCCAACGACGACCGCACAAGCGACGAAAGCUGAACCACGCCGCUGCCACCACCAACACCAAGGCGGAACACGGAGGCCAGGGCUGGUCGGUCAUGCCUCUCCCCGCGCCAACCCACAGCAAAGAAGAGAAGAACGAAGAGAAGAACGAAGCGACGCAGAGACAGCAGGAGAGCAAGAAAGCACGUGGCGAUAUAGAAAAGAAAGAGAACAAAGAGCUCAGCGCAGAGGAGAAGAGGCAAGCCAAAGUGAAGAAGCACAGGAAGCGAGACAGGGCGAAGAGGAAGGAGCGGAAAAAGAUGGCCAAAGCGGAAGAGGACGAACGGCGAAAGAUGAGCGCGGAGGACAAGAACGCAAACCACCCGGCGGCGGGGCUGAAAAAGACGAAGAAGGGAAAGGAACCUCGACUGAGCAUGUGGCGACGGCGCAAGGAAAAGAGAGCGGCAGCGCGUGCAGGCCAAGGCGACAAGAACGUACGCGAAGUCACUGGCGAACAGUUCAGCGCUUUUGCCUGUGACAGCGACGAUCCGGUGUCGGAAGGCGAAGAAGACGGCGGGGUGGUGAAGGGCGAAAUGGGUGACAUGGAGGUGGAGGAGGAGAACACGCCAAUGGAGGAGGACGCACCCGCUGAAGCGGGACUAUACUCGGCUGCACUUUGGCUCGACGACCCACUGAUGAACGACCAGUGGCGGCAAGCGGAAAGGGAGGAGUUCGAAGCGGCCUCAAGGCUGGCUGUGGGGACGACCACGCGGGAGACCAUCGUCGAAGCAGCCGCACCGGCACCGGCACCGGCACCAGCACCAGCACCAGCACCAACGCCGCCGAAACGGCCAACACCUCCAGCACCGCCACCGACGCUGACUCCGAGUCAAGUGCCACGCGGUACAAAGAAGGCGGUGUACGCGAAGCUGCAACGUCAAGGGGACGUACCGACGACGGACACGAUAGACGAAGGAAACAGGAAAGAGAAGACGAAGACCACGAAAGCACCAAAGAGAACGAAAACGAAGAAGGAAAAGAAGAGCAAGUCGAAAAAGAAGAUGCCGACCGUAAGGCAAAAAGCGGCCAGCGCCGAAGAGUUCUACGUUCCCCGAUCUCGCAUCUUUUACGCCAACCCAUCCACGAGCUACUUCGGGCUUCCGCCGAAGCACACGCUGAACCGCAUCAAGUGCACCAAGAUGGGCGCCCGGCGACUGCUGCGUGAAAUGUUCGUGGACAAGGCCACCUACGAUCCCGUCGCCCCGCCGACAGUGCAGCCGCAGCUGCGACGCUCCGAUUCAGGCCUGUUACCGACGCACAAGCUUAAGAAGAUGAAAAACGUUCAUUUGCCUAAGUCGCUCCGCGGGCUGCUGCCCUUGGCCAUGCACAUCAUUCGACGCCACGAGAAGACGAAGAAGACCAAGACCUACAGUCGCGCCCUGCACCGCCACUGCCCCAUCCCCACUCCGCCGACCGCGACCACAACGGCCCCUCAAACGAAGCCUCGUCAUGAUGCGACAGCGACCAAGCGGGCGGCUCAACCCCCAUCAAAGCAUGCGUCUCCGCUGGAUGUCUGGUAUGCCCACAUCAUCGUCAUCGCCGCCAUCGCAUUCAUGAGUGGCUGA